AUGGGUUUCAAUGGCCCUAUUCGUAUGCGAGGUGCAGAGCUUAGUUUCACCAUCUUCGAGGAGUACGAGUAUGGUGUGAAAAAACCCAAACGGCUCUAUCUGGGAAGCUUUAUAGGCAGUAGUUCACGGCACGCAAUCGUUGACUACAGUUUGAAGACCAGGGACUACAUCAACACUACAUCUAUGGACUCGGAGCUCGCGCUAUUAACCGCGAAUCUCACACUCGCCGCUCCAGGAAAGAUAUUCUACGACCCAUUUGUUGGCACAGGUAGCUUUCCGAUCGCUUGCUCUCAUUUCGGUGCCAGGACCAUGGGAUCUGACAUAGACGGGCGAAUGGUGAGAGGAAAGAAUGGGAAAGACAUUAGGACUAAUUUUCGACAGUAUGGAUUGCUUGAUAGGUAUCUCGAUGGCUUUAUCUCGGACUUGACGCACAGCCCGCUUAGGAGAGGGAGAUGGCUGGACGGUAUCGUUGGUGACCCACCGUAUGGUGUUAGAGAGGGUCUGAAAGUUCUGGGGACAAAGGAUGGGCGUGGAAAGGAAGCUGUGUUUAUCAACGGGGAGGCAUCACAUUUACAAGACAAAUAUAUCCCGCCAAAGAAGCCGUACAGCUUCGAAGCUAUGCUAGACGACCUGCUUGAUUUCGCCGCACUAUCGUUGGUAGACGAAGGGAGGCUUUCUCUCUGGAUGCCGACCGCGAAUGAUGAAGAUGGAAUCUUAGGGAUACCAUCACAUCCAUACUUAGACUUGGUCAGCGUUUGCGUUCAGACAUUCAACAAAUGGUCUAGAAGGCUUUUGACGUACAGAAGAUUGCCAGACUCUGAGAUCAAAGGAGACUUGAACAUGAGGCAAAGAGAAGCUGCAAAAGGAAGCAGUGCUAAUGACUUGAACUCUUUUAGGAAACGAUAUUUCGAAGGAUUCAAAGCUUCAGGGGCAAGUGAGAAUCCUCAAGAGGUGCCCACCAGUGAGGUGGAAGGUCCGCCAGAGUCAGCAAAAACUUUCGUUCCAGAUGGCCUCUUAGCUAAGAAGAAGGAACUUGAAAAGUUGAAGAACCGCGCACUGGAAAAGAAUCAGGAGUUGCGUGAUCUUGAGACCGCCCUGGCCCAGAAAGAAAAACAACGGAAUGCAGAAAUCGAAGAGCUCAGGAAAGAGCUUGGGACAGGUCGACAGUCAUGGAUGACAGCCGAAAAGCACUGA
This is a messenger RNA of Letharia columbiana, 1194 nucleotides long. RefSeq lists its product as uncharacterized. The coding region runs from base 1 to 1194 and encodes 397 amino acids. The record is from RefSeq and is a predicted model, not a curated record. Gene Ontology annotation, biological process: methylation. Gene Ontology annotation, molecular function: nucleic acid binding. NCBI's taxonomy places the organism in Eukaryota, Fungi, Ascomycota, Lecanoromycetes, Lecanorales, Parmeliaceae. The transcript has 4 exons. Gene Ontology annotation, cellular component: cytoplasm.